Coprinopsis cinerea okayama7#130 is the source of this 1271-nucleotide messenger RNA. RefSeq lists its product as hypothetical. The coding region runs from base 61 to 1023 and encodes 320 amino acids. NCBI's taxonomy places the organism in Eukaryota, Fungi, Basidiomycota, Agaricomycetes, Agaricales, Psathyrellaceae. The record is from RefSeq and is a predicted model, not a curated record. Gene Ontology annotation, molecular function: glycerol channel activity; water channel activity. Gene Ontology annotation, cellular component: plasma membrane. The transcript is spliced from 9 exons. Gene Ontology annotation, biological process: water transport; glycerol transmembrane transport.
CUCCCUUUUCCUUUCUUCCUCUUUUCUUUUCUAAAAUACGUGACCCCUCUGCAUAGGGCGAUGGCCGCAACUAACCCGAGUAUCGAAGCUGGCUCAGCUCACGCUGCAUCCCCCUUCAGUUCUACUCGUUUGAAAAAUAAGGGGUCGCAUAUCUCGGAUGACAUCGAGUCCCACCGAAUCCGAGUUGUCGACCAGAUUGUCGACGAACCUCCCCGCCGUUCGACUCUCGCCAAUAUCAGGAAUAUGAUUCGUGAACCCAUGGCUGAGUUUGUCGGGGUCGCCCUAUUGGUUAUCUUUGGUGCCGGGUCGGGAUGCUCUGUCGUGCUCUCGAGCAACUCGGACGUCGCGCCAGGAAGCAGAGGGGAUUUCCUUUCCAUCAACUUGGGAUGGGCCAUCGGUAUCGCCAUGGGAGUUUGGGUCAGCGGUGGGAUAUCUGGCGGACAUAUUAACCCUGCGAUUACUCUAACAAUGGCCGUUUGGCGCGGGUUCCCCUGGAAGAAGGUUCCUGCCUACAUCGCCGCUCAGGUUUUGGGAGGCCUUGUUGGCGCGGCCAUCAUCUAUGGAUCGUAUUUCCAUGCGAUUGAAAUCUUCGAGGGACCUGGUGUUCGAACGCAGGCCACUGCCGGUAUCUUCGCGACUUACGCAUUGCCGUAUGUCCCAGCCGCUACCGCGUUUUUCGUUGAAUUCCUUGCUACGGCGAUUCUGUCGUUGAUGGUUUUGGCGAUGACGGAUAAGCGCAACAUGAUGCCCACUGCUGACCUGCUCCCUCUUGCCCUCUUCGUGUUGUUCGUUGGAUUUGGUACUUCUUUGGGCAUGCAGACGUCGUGGUCUUUGAAUCCCGCGCGAGACUUUGGACCACGGGUUUUCCUCGCGAUGGCAGGAUAUGGCAAGGACGUCUUCACAUAUUUCAAUCAUUACUGGAUCUGGUGCCCCAUCAUUGCACCUUUCCUUGGUGCGCAGGCCGGUGCGCUCCUCUACGACCUUUUUCUCAAUGACGGUCCAACCCUCUUCAACCGUCAAUGAGUACCACUGUUAUGACUCGGAUGAUUACCCACGCCCUUCGACUUCGCCUGUUUGCACUUGUUCAAGGUUCUCAGUUUAGGUCAUUACUUUAGAUUUUGGAUCACGGUUUGGGUUACGGUUCGCAUUCCUCGGUUUUCUGGUCUGGUUCUUGCAUUCGGUUCAUGGCUCCCCUGCGCUCUUCUUGGACUGUGUACUGUAUGUUCAGUGUUGUAAUACUAAAUACACGGUCUCUAGAUUUCCUCGGUUUC